Arvicola amphibius (Eurasian water vole) is the source of this 5202-nucleotide messenger RNA. It is a transcript of the gene Wls, whose product is annotated as Wnt ligand secretion mediator. The coding region runs from base 223 to 1848 and encodes 541 amino acids. NCBI's taxonomy places the organism in Eukaryota, Metazoa, Chordata, Mammalia, Rodentia, Cricetidae. Gene Ontology annotation, biological process: Wnt protein secretion; Wnt signaling pathway; intracellular protein transport. Gene Ontology annotation, cellular component: endomembrane system; organelle membrane. The transcript has 12 exons. Gene Ontology annotation, molecular function: Wnt-protein binding. The record is from RefSeq and is a predicted model, not a curated record.
CCGAGCGGCCGCAGUCUCAGCUCUGGGCAUCUGGGGAGCCCGAGCGGCUUCGCCCAGGGAUCCGCGCGGACGUCUGCGGUCUGGGUUCCAUCUCCGCUGUGAUAUUGCACCCUUGAAGUUUUGCAGCACCAGGAAAAGAGGACAAGGAAGAAGGAGAGGGGAAGCGAAAGCAUAACCUAAAACAUUUAUUUAAAGGAGAAAAGAAGGGGGGGGGGUGCAGAAAUGGCUGGGGCAAUUAUAGAAAACAUGAGCACCAAGAAGCUCUGCAUUGUUGGAGGGAUUCUGCUGGUUUUUCAAAUCGUUGCCUUUCUGGUGGGAGGCUUGAUCGCUCCAGCACCCACAACAGCAGUGCCCUACAUGUCAAUAAAAUGUGUGGAUGUCCGCAAGAACCACCAUCAGACAAGAUGGCUGGUGCCUUGGGGACCCAACAAGUGUGAAAAGAUCCGCGACAUUGAGGAAGCAAUUCCGAGGGAAAUUGAAGCCAAUGACAUUGUGUUUUCUGUACAUAUUCCCCUCCCUUCUAUGGAGAUGAGCCCAUGGUUCCAGUUUAUGCUGUUUAUCAUGCAGCUAGACAUUGCUUUCAAGUUGAACAACCAAAUCAGAGAAAAUGCAGAAGUUUCCAUGGAUGUUUCCCUGGGUUACCGUGAUGAUAUGUUUUCUGAGUGGACUGAAAUGGCCCAUGAAAGGGUACCACGCAAACUAAAAUGUACUUUUACAUCCCCCAAGACUUUAGAGCAUGAAGGUCGUUAUUAUGAAUGUGAUGUCCUUCCUUUCAUGGAAAUUGGGUCAGUGGCUCAUAAAUAUUACCUUCUAAAUAUCCGACUACCAGUGAAUGAGAAGAAGAAAAUCAAUGUCGGGAUUGGGGAAAUAAAGGAUAUUCGGUUGGUGGGAAUCCACCAAAAUGGAGGCUUCACUAAGGUCUGGUUUGCUAUGAAGACCUUCCUCACACCCAGCAUCUUCAUCAUUAUGGUGUGGUAUUGGAGGAGGAUCACCAUGAUGUCCCGACCCCCAGUACUUCUGGAAAAAGUUAUCUUUGCUCUUGGGAUUUCCAUGACAUUCAUCAAUAUCCCUGUGGAAUGGUUUUCCAUUGGGUUUGACUGGACCUGGAUGCUGUUAUUUGGUGACAUCCGGCAGGGCAUCUUCUAUGCAAUGCUUCUUUCCUUCUGGAUCAUCUUCUGUGGUGAACACAUGAUGGAUCAGCAUGAGCGGAAUCACAUUGCAGGGUAUUGGAAGCAAGUUGGACCAAUUGCUGUUGGCUCUUUCUGCCUCUUCAUAUUUGACAUGUGUGAGAGAGGAGUGCAACUCACAAAUCCUUUCUACAGUAUCUGGACUACAGAUGUUGGAACAGAACUGGCUAUGGCUUUCAUCAUUGUGGCAGGGAUCUGCCUCUGCCUCUAUUUUCUGUUUCUGUGUUUCAUGGUAUUUCAGGUAUUUCGAAACAUCAGUGGGAAGCAGUCUAGUCUCCCAGCCAUGAGCAAAGUCCGGCGGCUGCACUAUGAGGGUCUGAUUUUCAGGUUCAAGUUCCUCAUGCUUAUCACCUUAGCCUGUGCUGCCAUGACUGUUAUCUUCUUCAUUGUUAGUCAGGUGACAGAAGGACAUUGGAAAUGGGGUGGUGUCACAGUUCAAGUGAACAGUGCUUUCUUCACUGGUAUCUAUGGAAUGUGGAACCUGUAUGUCUUUGCUUUGAUGUUCUUGUAUGCACCAUCCCAUAAAAACUAUGGGGAAGACCAGUCUAAUGGUGACCUGGGUGUCCACAGUGGAGAAGAACUGCAGCUCACCACCACAAUCACUCAUGUGGAUGGACCGACUGAGAUCUACAAGUUGACCCGUAAAGAAGCACAGGAAUAGGACGCUAUGGUGCUGCACUGGGCUGGAAUUGUUUCUCUAUCCAGCCUCUUCCCUAGAGUGGAGAGCCUACUAUAUAUGCAGAGUUUAGUGAAAAGUGGAUGCCUAGUGCUUCUUAGGUAUGGUUUCUUAGACCAGUGAGUGGACAUUUGUCAGAUAACUUCAGACAGUGACUUUUGCAAGACUUCUGCUACGAAUACAUCAUGUAUGAUAACAAAAACUGAUAUGACCCAUUUUUUGUGGUCAUUGUUAAUUAGUGACAUAACAUCAUAUGUAGCAGGUGGGUUAGUAACACACUCAUUUGGAGGGGUAUAUUCUUUGGGGUGGUUUGGGCCAAUGGGAUCUAUAUUGAGUAGAUUAUGACUUUUUAUUUCCUGUUUUUUAUUCUGGGAUGUGUUUAAACAUUGUUUGUAGUCCAACAUUUGCUUAUGUGUUAGCCUUUUUACCCUUCUCCAUGGACACUUCUUUUUAUCUUAUUUAUAUCACCAAGUAUCCAACUGAGUUAUUGUUUAAGUUGCGGUACAAAUCUUCCAAUUUUUUUUUGUUUUUGGUGUGUUACUACAAAGUAAUAAAAUUUCAUGAGAAGUUCUAUCAUUCUGGAGGGAUUUCAGCUUUGAAACCAAAUCUGUGUAUCUUGUACUAAUAUGUCUGUCUGUUAGAUGUGGAUUUUGAGAAAUAUUUGCUAAACUACCCAAGUAGGAUUUCUAUUACUAAACAACUUUUGGGUCAUAAAAGCUUUUUUUUAACUACUUGCUUAAAAUGUGUUUUCUUUUGAUAAAAUGUUUCAAACAACCUCCAAAACUGUAAAUCCAUUUGAAUAAAACAAAUGUAAGUAUGCUCUCCUUGCUACUACAACAAUGUUCAGGCAUGCAGAUUCAAGUUUGCCUGGAUCAUAGAAUAGCUUGCUGCUGGCAGAAAUAUCCUGACUGUCUGUUCCUGGAGGUGAAUCAAUACCUUCUGUAGCAGGUAUUAAGACUUUCUAGGCUAGCAAAGACUAUGUGAAGUAUCAGAUGCUUUAUACCCUCGUGCACACAGAUCUUAUUCCUGUACCCACUAAUAACCUGAUAUUGGUUUUGUUUGUUUGUGCUUUUUUUAAUGAUAAAUAAGCUACAUGGCAUAGCAGAUAGAACACUAGAUCCUGAAUUUAGAAGGUAGUUUCCUAUCAAAGGUCUCUCAUGCACUAGUCAUGUGACCUUGUUCAAGAUAUCAGACAUGUCUAUUUUCUCACUUAGCAUUCAUAAAGAGUCAUUGUGUGCCAAGUCACAGUGAAAAAUAAUGUACCUAGAAAUGCUUCAUCAGUUAUACAUUCACAUAAAUAGAUUCCCUUUGCAAUCUAACAAUAAUUCCAUGAGUGUAAUUUUUAGAUAAUGCUGACUAAAAUGAAGUUUGUGAUAUAUUCCUUUUAAAUUCACCUACCUGGCUAAUCCCACCCUAGGAUUUUUCUAACUUUAGCUAGAACAGUGAUAAACAGUGACAGAAAAAAAAUCCUUAGGUUUUGACUGUUGUUUUUAUGCCUUUUGCUAACCUGGUAAAUGUUGAAUAAGUAUGUGGUCUAUUGUAUACAGCAAUUACUUACUAAUCUGACACCCAAGUAUAAAGAAUCAAGUAUACCUUGUUCUAUGUUUAUAGUAUGGAAGAUAAACUUCAAGCACUAUAGUGACCUCCCCUUCUUGAAGAUGGAGUGAGGUGUCUCUAUUCUUUGGGAUAGGAUAAGAGCCUGAGAAAGCAUUAAAGAAGUAUUACUUUACCUAGGGUCAAGUGAUAGAGGGUAUAACAUUAGUAAAGUCAUAGAAGCAAUGUAAUAUGGAGAAGAUUUGAGUAAGUUUGAGUGUCAAGCCUAGAUAGUAUUUAGAAAGACAAAAGAUGAGUCCUGUGCCCUUGAAGCCAAAAUACAAAUGAUAUUCGAUAUCAUAGUAAGAGUUAUCAGACAACUGCAGGUUUUAUGCAGAGAAAUAAUGUGAUUAGAAUCACCUCUGAGACCUCUUGAUAGACCCAUAAAUUAGAUCACAGGCUAUUCAGGCAGUAUUAGAGAAUGUGGAGAAGUGAGGAUUAUUUUGGAGAAACAAAGCAGACAUAGUUUGAGUGUUCUGAAUGUGAACUUCAUAAAGAAGCAUAGCUCAGAGUCAAAUUUCAGGUCCUUGUUAAACAUGGGACUAGCAGUUCCUCUGUCACAAAUAGAGAUCCUGAUAGAGAUAUCAGUAUCUCUAUGAAUAGUAGAAGCCAAGUUUACCUCAAAUAGGACACUCCUAGAUUAGUUAAUGGUUCCCAGGAAAAGCUGUAUUACCCCCAAAAGAAUUGACUUGUGGAGAGCUCUAAUGAAGCUCUGCUUUAGGAACUUAUGUUUUGCCCUAGAGUAGUUUAAUUACAAGUCAUGGAACUUAGUCUCUCUCAUUAAAACCAUAGGCAGUAUAUUCUAGUACCAUUCAAAUUAUUCAGGGAGUCAGGUCAAACAGCAUGACCUUGUGAUUAGGUCCAUAAAGGAGGGACAACAUUUGGGCUGGGCAAACCAUCAGAAAAGGUCUAGCACAAUAGGAAUAAGGAAGAUAUCAUGUUUGUCUAGAUGGAUUUUUAACUAUCACUUCUUAGAGGAAACAAUGAACAGAGUGUCCGUGGCAGACUUAGCCACCACUGUCAUCAUGAAUGAGAAGUAUGCCUGGGCAGAGGAUCAAAGUAAUACAUAAGGCUAUCAGUAAUGUGCACACAAGUACAUUCAAUGGGAGAAAAAAAUGAGACAGGUUAAAAGUGUAAAUGCUGAGCAGAGAAGCAGAGGAGAGUCAAUUUAUGGACAUUCUGAGCAGCAAGAAGGAAGAUGAUUCCUCUGAUUGGAGUCAUAAAUAAGCACUCAUUUUGAAAUCUGAGACCAUUCAUUAAGGAAAGACAUUGAUAAGAUGAAACAAAACACAGAGAAUAUCAGUGAUUAGGAACUUGAAAUAAGUUGAUGAGUUAUGUCUGAAAGAUUGAAGAGAUACUUUCAGUGCAUACAGUAGAGAAAUUCUAGGUGGACAGUGAAGGAGGAAAUUGAGGUCAAAAGGAGAUAGAUUGUUUGCAGUUCUUCCUGGGUGUGCCACCAAGAAAACCUCAGUUUUAAGGAGACAGACAAAACUUAGCCAGCUACAAUCAGUAGAAAGUGUCUUAGAAACUCCUCAGAAAAUGAGAAAAGACUAUUAUAGACAAUCAGAUCAGGAGAUCAGAAAAAAAAAUAGCCAUGGGUACGUUUACAUACACAUCACUGUAAAAAUAAUUCUUACGUUACCUUAAAGGAUAUUUCACAAAGUAUAAAAGAUUAAUGUUAUCUGCCUAUAAAAUUAAAGAUCACCAAUGUAUUUGAAGUAGAAAAUAAAAUCACUUCCAUUUGUC